ACAACUAACAUGGCGCACGAUGUUGUUCAGAGUUCGGUGUGCAGCACUCACUCAUGGAUGUUAUUCGACUUGUUCACAUUAUUUCUUGUUAGUUAUAUCACAUCACAGUUAUUUAUGCCAUGGUCACACUCUCUCAGGUACUUCUUCACAGCUGUCGCAGCAGUUGUAUUAGUUGUAGUCGUAGUUGUCAGUCUUCGGAUACCACAGUUGCCGCGGUCUGCCACAGAUCCCGUACUGGAGCCGAACAGAGUGUUGGUGAUCGCACAUAGAGGGGGUGGUCACGACGCCCCUGAGAACACCAUUGCUGCCAUCAGGGAGGCGAAAAAGAACGGUGCUGAUGGAGUGGAACUUGAUCUUGAAUUUACUAAAGAUGGCGUUCCAAUUUUACUGCAUGAUUCUACAGUGGAUCGCACUACCAACGGAAGCGGAAACAUAAACUCAUUUACAUUUGAAGAAGUUAGAAAGCUAGAUGCAUCAUAUGGUCACAGAUUGAGUGCCACGCUUGGCAAUGAACAAAUCCCAACUCUUGAAGAAGCCACGGUGGAAUGCUUAAAACUAGGACUGAAGAUAUUCUUUGAUGUAAAAGGCAACGCAAAACAGGCUGCAGAAGCUUUAACCAAAUUGUACAAAAAACACGAGGAACUUUACAAGACAGCAGCAGUCUGUUCAUUUUAUCCAACUGUUAUUUACAGGACGAGACUCAUCGAUCCCAAUAUAGUAACCGCUCUUACGCAUCGUACUGGUGAUUUAACAUAUGACAUAACAGGGCAGCCACGAGACUUACCGUUGUGGCAAUCGAUGGUUGCACCCUUUGCCGACGUAAUAACUUACUGGGCACAUCAUUCAUGGCUUUGGUAUUUCUGUGGAAACUCUGCAUUUUUGCUGAUGAGAGCAGAAGUUUCUCUACAAGUCAAAGCUUAUUGGGAAGCCAGAAAUAUUGCCCUUAUUGCAUGGACAGUGAACGAUGAGAUUGAAAAGCAGUACUAUGAAAAUCACUUGCGCACUGAUUACAUAACCGACUGUUUAGCUACUGAUUGUGGUACAAGUAAAUAUAAAUAA
This is a messenger RNA of Saccoglossus kowalevskii, 1059 nucleotides long. RefSeq names its product glycerophosphodiester phosphodiesterase 1-like. The record is from RefSeq and is a predicted model, not a curated record. Gene Ontology annotation, biological process: phospholipid metabolic process; ethanolamine metabolic process; N-acylethanolamine metabolic process. Gene Ontology annotation, cellular component: plasma membrane. Lineage: Eukaryota; Metazoa; Hemichordata; Enteropneusta; Harrimaniidae. Gene Ontology annotation, molecular function: glycerophosphodiester phosphodiesterase activity.